This is a messenger RNA of Hydra vulgaris (swiftwater hydra), 1539 nucleotides long. RefSeq lists its product as uncharacterized. The record is from RefSeq and is a predicted model, not a curated record. NCBI's taxonomy places the organism in Eukaryota, Metazoa, Cnidaria, Hydrozoa, Anthoathecata, Hydridae.
UGUUUUUUGCAUAGGAACUGUUCGGUUUAAAAUUUUUUUAAAUUUUUAUCUAAGAAAAAAAAGAAAAAAUGCGUUUGGUUGAAUUUUAUUUAAGGGAAUGUCUCAGCAUUGCAUCGCUACAUUUGGUUUUAUCGGUUGUAUGUCCGACAAAUAAACUAUGUCGACCGGCACAGUUGACAGCAUCAAUCACAACAUUAAGCAGUUAUGUAAGUACAAAUCGGAUGCCGUUUACUCUUUUAAACAGUUCUGCUCUUCAAAUAACAACAGCGAAAAAUGACGAGCAUUGCCUCCAGAAAUGCUAUGCCUUAUCAACUUGCGUUUCUAUUAAUGUUUUAAGUAACAUCUCUGCAAAUAUGGAAAUAGAAUGUCAACUUCUUGGUGAACAAUCUUACUCGAAUAAAAACAAACUUGUUUAUCAAGCAAAUUCAACCCACUAUACAACACUGAACGCAGGUUGUGAGAAAGAUUUAUGUUUGAACAAUUCAACGUGUGUACCAAACUAUAAAGACGAUAGCAGCACUUGCACAUGUCUUUCUUCAAAUUUUGAUGGGACAUUUUGUGAACGAGAACUUAAGGUUGUGUUGCUAAGAUACAAUAGACAGUAUAACUAUGGAUAUGCAGUUCAAGCUUUUAUCCAAGAAACAACUUUUAAACAGAAACCAUGGUUGGCAAGCACUACGUGUUUGUUAACAUUUAACGAUGGAAGUACUAUAAGUGGCAAUCUGGGAGGUCAAGCGUUCGCUUACUUUGUUCCACCAGAAACUGGAACAUAUUAUUUUACUAUUUAUUGCUCAUACUACUGCGUACUAUACAUUUCGACGGUUGGGAAACAAGACAGGCGGAUGUAUCUUAGGGAUCCAUCUGUUAAAAGUCCUGGAGUACUUAUAGAAAAAAACGAAAAAAAAUUUCUGGAAAUGUUGAUUACUAUUCCACCAAAUGGUAAUAAUGUUGGGUAUAGUACUGGAUUUACAUUGGCUGUUACUUUUCCAAAUGGAACGAUAUCUAAUCCAGUUGACAACCAAUAUUUAGCAUCAAGAGUUUAAAAACUAGAUAAAUGCUGACAAAUUUCCAAUAUUUACCUGGUUCGAUAUUUUAAUAUUAGAAACAAUACAUUAGAGUGGAUUUACUUUACGUAGGAUCCGUGGUCGUGCUUACUUGGGUCGUGCUCGUGUGUUUACAAUUUAAAAAAAUGUAUAGUAAUAAGUAAAAACAAGAUUUUAGAGAAACUUGAUUCACAAAGAUAUAAUUUGAGAAAAAAGUGAUUUGAGAGGAACGUUGAUUAAAACUUUAUAAGAAUAUUUAUUUGUAAGAUAAGUGAUUUAACAAAAUUUAAAUAAAAACAAACAAACAAACGAAAACAAAAACAAAAAAAAAAAAACAAAAACAAAAAAAACAACACGCGUCAAGUGUUUAAAGAGCUUAAUGUGUAAUUUGUAACUUUUUUUUUCAAGUUAAUUCGACUCUAUGGUUAAACAGCGACUAAUGUAUAUUAGAAUUUCACUUUUUAUUGAACUGUUAUAACCAGAAACUUUAUACUUA